Molecule: messenger RNA, 181 nt
Organism: Funneliformis caledonium
Lineage: Eukaryota; Fungi; Glomeromycota; Glomeromycetes; Glomerales; Glomeraceae
Source: the annotation of a GenBank genome assembly
CUAGUACAAGAAAAUGUGCAACUAGCAAAGAAAUUGCUUUUACACUUAACCAAGCAUAUCCAAACCUUAAUAUUGCUUCCAGAACCAUCUGUGAAAAUCUUUUUAACUUAGGUUAUCACGUUAGCAUACCAACUUCAAUACCAAUAUUGACUGUUGCUGCCAAGGAAUGCAGAGUUGAAUG